Molecule: messenger RNA, 1971 nt
Organism: Daucus carota subsp. sativus
Lineage: Eukaryota; Viridiplantae; Streptophyta; Magnoliopsida; Apiales; Apiaceae
Product: peroxisomal membrane protein PEX14
Exons: 12
Coding region: 151-1689 (512 amino acids)
Biological process (GO): protein import into peroxisome matrix, docking
Cellular component (GO): peroxisomal membrane; peroxisomal importomer complex
Molecular function (GO): signaling receptor binding
Source: RefSeq, a predicted model, not a curated record
CACCUCGUCCGAGUGUAGACUUUGAAAAGAGCGAAAGUCACACAAACCUCUCUCUCUCUAAUCUUUAUCUCCUCUCUCUCUAUAUAUAUUGAUUGACUCAUCAUCGCAGCCAAUAAUAAUCCAAGCUCCUAUCUCGACUCGGCGAACACCAUGGCGACUCAGUCGGCGCCGCCGUCCAAUUUUUCCGACCAAAAUCCAGUUUCAGAGGUUGCAAAACCAGCAUCCGAGGUCCAUCAAGAUGCCAAGGAUAUUUCUCCACCUUCUGUGUUUGUGAACUCUGAACCAAUUCGUGAGGAUCAAGUGCAGAAUGCUGUCAAAUUUCUUUCACAUCCAAAAGUUAAGGGAUCUCCUGUCAUGUACAGGCGUUCCUUCCUUGAAAGGAAGGGCCUUACGAAGGAGGAGAUAGAUGAAGCCUUUCGUCGUGUGCCUGAUCCAACCCCAACCGUUUCAACGGGUCAGCCAGCUGAAGAUGGGCAGUUGAACUCAUCAAAAAUGCAACAGCAAAGCCCAACUCAAGCUAUACAACCUGCAUCAAAUACUCCUAUUGGUACCGUCUCUAAAGGAGGGACCUCAGCACUAUAUCACCUCGGAUGGCAACAAGCUCUUCUUGCUGUAGGUUUACUGGCGAUAUCAGGUGCUGGAACAGCUCUAGUCUUUAAGAAAGCUAUUGUUCCAAGGCUAAAGUCUUGGAUUCGCAAGGUUGUGUCAGAAGAAGAUGAGGAUCUUGCGAAUAAAACAAAUUCAAAACCGAGCUUGGCAGAAGAAGCUGCUGCUGCUGCCAAAUCUGCGGCGGCCGCCGCCGCUGACGUGGCACGGGCUAGUCAGGACAUGUUGAUCUCAAAAAAUGGAGAGAAGCAAUACUUUGAGGAACUUAUGAGUCUGCUAGGAGUGCAAGUUCAGGAAAUGAAAUCAAUGAGUAAUGCUAUAAGAAAUUUGGAAGGAAAAACUAGUAUUUCUGGGCAAGAAGAUCACGGAUUCUCUCUCAAUAAUUCAAAGCCACCAUAUGCAAACGGCAAGUCAGACUUCACUCCGAGCUCAGCAAGACCUGUGUCUCCGCCUGCAUCUGUGGAACCAUCUGGCGCACCACCUCACCCAAAGUCCUAUAUGGAGAUCAUGGCUAUGGUUCAAAGAGGAGAAAGACCUUCUAAUAUCAGAGACGUCAAUGAUCUUCCACCAAAUCCGAAUCAGCCAGUACCAACUCCUAGUUUAGCACCGAGACCAAAGCCAUGGGAAGUUGGGCAGGUGCAGAACAGUUCAAACCAAGCUCUUCAAUCUCAAGAUAAUGGAUUUACUCAGAUGAAUGGGAACAAUUCAGCACCCUGGUGGCAACAAAAACAAUCAAACAAUGUGAGAAUUAAUGAUAUAGAAUCUGUAGAUGAAUAUAGUGCUGGAUCUUCUGGUGCACAAACUAUUGAUCGACCCAUUCAGCGCUCUUGGGUUCCUCCUCAGCCUCCUCCAGUUGCGAUGGCAGAAGCGGCAGCAGCAAUCAGACAGCCAAAAAAAUCCACAUUUCAGAGUGAACCAUUAACCGACGAUCAGUUUCUUGCUCGUUCUUCAGAACUGACGAAUGAAUUGCAGAGGGUCACAAAAAUAUCUGAAUCAGGAGGCAUAACAGAGGCCAAUGGUGAGAGCUAUGUGCCGAAUACAGAAAUACAAACAGAAGAAAGCAACUCUUACGUCGAGGCCUAAAUGAAGAACUGGAGGACAGGGGAGGGGGUUGCGGGUUUAUAAAUAAUCUCGACAUCUGGGAUUCAAGGUAUUGUUUGUAUGGCUUGUAGUUUGGUAAUAAUUACUUGAGAACAUGUCUGGGUACCCUUGUUGCACAAUGGUAUAAGCUAUUCAUAUGAUAUGGAAGUGAAUGCGAAGUACUAUAAGGAAAUAAUGCUAAUCAUUUUGACUUGUUCCGAUUUCAUCUUUUAAAAUGAUUAAUUCAUUGAUGAGCAAGAUGCUGAUCAAUGUCUAGUUGUUGCA